AUGGAGGGUUGGCACUACAUGAAGGAGCACCACACUGGUUGCGUGUGGGACACCCGGCGCAAUGAGAGUGCUCCAGGCCUCCGGCUGUGCUUCACAGGAAACGGCCUUCUUGCCAUCGAUGUCUUCGCGCCGCACUCGCUUGGGAAAACCUCUUCUGUGAUUGUUUCUGACGUGGCAGCGCCCUUGUCCACAUGGGUUCACUUGGCCGUGCAACGAAGUGGCAAAGAUUUGGAAUUCUUCAUGGACGGAAAACUUGGUGGCAGAGCAGCUGUUCCGGCAGAGCUAACGGAUGAAGUGCUUCCCCAAAGUCGCAUCACGUUGGGUGGCUCGGUGGAUGGAGACCCACAUCGCAAACUCAAGGGCAUGGUGAGCAACAUGCGCCUUACAAGUGAUGCUCUCUACAACAAGUCUAAGCAGUUUGACAUUGAUCCCAAUCUUGACCAGCUGUUGAAGACACGAUUUCUCCUCAAGAGCCAUUUCAUGGAUGCAGUUUCAGGGCGGAGGAUGAGGAAAAGUGGAAAUGUCACCACCAGGUAUGAUGCGGAGAUUCUCAUGGAUACGUGGAAAGCAGAGGGCCUCAUCGACGACGAUCACAACUUCACGCCUCCAAUGAACAUGACGAGGGUAGAAGUGCUGCGUCGUUUGUUUCCUUUCGAAGAUCCCAUCUUUAAGACGGAAUUCUUGGGAGCUUUCUGCGCCAGGGUGGUUCUGCAGAUUCUCAAGGAGAUCACAACUAUCGAGGACCGGUUGAUGGAUGCAGUUCCACUUUGUGAUGAAACGGCCACCAGCCCGCAGUGCUACAAGGCGGUCAGCUAUGCCUUCCGACAAGCUGUCAGCAUUGGCCGGUAUGGGGCGGAGUUACAGCCUCGAUGCGUGCAAACCGUGAAUGAAGACUUCCGCGGGGACUUCAGGUGCAGCGAGCGGCUUGAAGGUCUUUCCUGGGCUUUGGACGGCUUCGCUUCACAAGUUGCGAAGGCCCGUCGCAUUUGCCAUGACAAUGACUUGAGCAGUCCCCUGUUGGACUUAGGAGCCUGUGUCGGCGAGUCCUUAUCAGCCACUGGUUACAUGUUUUCGGCCGCUCUUCUCUUGGAAUCUGCCUUGGGCUUCGAUUGUCCAAAUCCAGAAUUUGAUGAGGAGAGGCCUCUGACCGAGACGCUCCAACUCACUUGCGCGAGAGAUUCGACCGCCAUUUUUCGGACCACUUUCUUGGCAGGUUCAAAGGCAGUCAGGGCCGCAGGCCAUUGCGGCGGCACAGACACCCUCUGUGGUAGAAGCAUCCUUCGCAGUGCUGCUGCCCUCUCUGGGGUGGGAGAAACUGGAGUUUUCUUGCGAGUCUUUUGCCACGGAGCGACCCCUUGCUGCCAAAAGAAUCCUGACACCGACGAAAUCGAGUGCGAAUGCGAACCCAAGGAUAUCAUUGAGAACAAACGAGAUGACAAGGAUGAUCAGAAGCAAUGUGCCAGGUUCGGGGGUUCAACGGUGAAGCUCUUGGGCUCUGCUGCCCUGGCUGCAACUGAGGCAGAAGGCCAAUGCAAAUUCUCCAAGACAGCAGAAAGCACCUGCCAGACCACGGUGCCAGUAGCUAGGCUUGUCUUGCAAGAGCAUACGGCAUACCAAGAUAGCGCAAGAUGGUUUUGGAGUGUAUGCGUGUUUUUUUGA
Molecule: messenger RNA, 1659 nt
Organism: Cladocopium goreaui
Lineage: Eukaryota; Dinophyceae; Suessiales; Symbiodiniaceae
Source: the annotation of a GenBank genome assembly